UUGCAUUUUGUCAGCGGUUUCGUGACGAAGCUCCAAGCGGUUUAACUUCAAUCAAUUAAAACCGUAUUAAAGUCAAACAAAAUAAGACAAAAAAGCAAUCAAGUGUCCCCAACAAUACUCACUACGUGUCUUUUUUUUCGAGUGAUUGUUUUUGCGGGUGGCGGGAAAUCAAAGGAGCUCCAAGGAUAACAACCAAAGAUAAUAAAAUACCAAAUUCGGCAGCCAGGCAAUGGGCCAAGAGGAUCAGGAACUGUUGAUACGCGGUGGCAGUAAACACACCUCCGCCGAGCAUCUGAACAAUGCCGAUAGUGGCGCCACAUCGCAGAGUUGCAUCAACCAGGGCUUCGGCCAGACGAAGAACUACGGCACUCUCCGGCCCCCUAGCCCGCCGGAUGGCCCCGGAUCCGGCUCUGUUGACGGCCAGCUGGCUGAGAACUUGACCUACGCCUGGCAUAAUUUGGAUAUUUUUGGAGCCGUAAACCAGCCCGGAUCCGGAUGGCGUCAGUUGGUGAACCGGACACGUGGCUUAUUUUGCAACGAGCGACACAUUCCGGCGCCCAGAAAGCACCUCCUAAAAAAUGUUUGCGGCGUGGCCUAUCCGGGUGAACUGUUGGCCGUAAUGGGCAGUUCUGGAGCCGGCAAGACUACCCUCUUGAACGCCCUGGCCUUCCGGUCGCCGCAGGGCAUCCAGGUCUCGCCAUCCGGGAUGCGGCUGUUGAACGGACAGCCCGUGGACGCCAAAGAGAUGCAGGCGAGGUGCGCCUACGUCCAGCAGGAUGAUCUCUUUAUCGGUUCUCUGACCGCACGGGAGCAUCUGAUCUUCCAGGCCAUGGUGCGAAUGCCCAGGCACUUGAGUUACCGGCAGCGAGUGGCCCGCGUCGACCAGGUCAUUCAGGAGCUAUCGCUGAGCAAGUGCCAGAACACGAUCAUCGGAGUGCCGGGCCGGGUCAAAGGGCUGUCUGGCGGAGAGCGGAAGCGACUGGCAUUCGCCUCGGAGGCUCUCACCGAUCCCCCGCUGCUGAUCUGCGACGAACCCACCUCCGGCCUGGACUCCUUCACCGCUCACAGUGUCGUCCAGGUGCUGAAGAAGCUCUCCCAGAAGGGCAAGACGGUCAUUCUGACGAUCCAUCAGCCGUCCUCGGAGCUAUUUGAGCUCUUCGACAAAAUCCUUCUAAUGGCCGAGGGCAGGGUGGCGUUUUUGGGCACACCCAGCGAAGCUGUGGACUUUUUCUCCUACGUCGGCGCCCAAUGUCCGACCAACUACAAUCCGGCCGACUUCUACGUUCAGGUUCUGGCCGUGGUGCCGGGACGGGAGAUCGAAUCCCGGGACAGGAUUGCCAAGAUCUGUGACAACUUCGCCAUUAGCAAAGUGGCCCGGGACAUGGAGCAGCUGCUGGCCACCAAGAACUUGACUCAACCCCUGGAGCAACGUGAAAAUGGAUACACCUACAAGGCCACCUGGUUUAUGCAGUUUCGGGCGGUGCUUUGGAGGUCCUGGUUGUCGGUAUUAAAGGAGCCCUUGUUGGUGAAAGUGCGACUCAUCCAGACAACGAUGGUGGCCAUUUUAAUUGGCCUGAUCUUUUUGGGCCAACAACUGACGCAGGUGGGCGUGAUGAACAUCAAUGGAGCCAUUUUCCUCUUCCUGACCAACAUGACCUUCCAGAACGUCUUUGCCACGAUUAAUGUCUUCACCUCAGAACUGCCUGUCUUUAUGAGGGAGGCCCGGAGUCGCCUCUAUCGCUGUGACACCUACUUCCUGGGCAAGACCAUCGCCGAACUGCCGCUCUUCCUCACCGUGCCGCUGGUCUUUACGGCGAUUGCCUAUCCGAUGAUCGGCCUCCGGGCCGGAGUCCUGCACUUCUUCAACUGCCUGGCCAUCGUCACCCUGGUGGCCAAUGUCUCCACCUCCUUCGGCUAUUUGAUAUCCUGUGCCAGCUCCUCGACUUCCAUGGCAUUGUCAGUGGGUCCUCCCGUCAUUAUACCAUUCCUGCUCUUCGGUGGCUUCUUCCUGAAUUCCGGAUCUGUGCCGGUGUACCUGAAAUGGUUGUCGUACCUCUCCUGGUUCCGCUACGCCAACGAGGGACUCCUCAUCAAUCAGUGGGCGGAUGUGGAGGCGGGCGAGAUAUCCUGCACAUCCUCGAACACCACGUGUCCCAGUUCGGGGAAAGUUAUCCUGGAGACGCUGAAUUUCUCGGCCGCCGAUCUGCCACUGGAUUAUAUCGGAUUGGCCAUCUUGAUCGUGGGAUUCCGGGGAUUCGCAUACUUGGCUUUGAGGCUAAGGGCCAGGCGCAAGGAGUAGUCCUCCGGAGACAACCUGUAGUUAAUUUUUUUUUAUUAUAAUUAUUAUUGUGUUUAUUGUUUGCUGCCUCCACAAAACAAAAAAAAAAUGUAUAAGAAUACCAUUAUGAUUUAUAAAAAAUAUAAAUAAAUUCAAUUUUCUAACUAAAGAAAACAAACACAACAUGCUUUUGGAUUAGAAGCAAAACUACUACCAUACCAAACACAAAUCUAUAUACAUGUAUAUAUAUAGAUAUUAUUUAUCACCAAAACACCAGUUAAAACAUUACCAUUUGAAUUGCGCGCCCAUCACAGACACACCACUACUGAGGGAAACCCACCUCUACCACCACCACCAUCGCAACCCACCACAUUGCGGGCAGUUCGUUUUGUUCGAUGACCUUGGAGCUGAGCAGUUCCGAACGGUUCUCACGUUUUUCAGUUCAUAUGGUUCCAAUCAACGCCAAAGAUGAUUUUAUGACAUUAGAUAGACUUUUUUUUUCAUGUUAGACAUUAUAGGCAUAAGUAGGAUUAUAGGUGUUUUCUGAAAAAAACUGUUGCAUAUACAAUAACAAUAACAAAAAAACAAAAGCAAAAAAAAAAACAGAAACAGAAGAAAAAGAAAAGCGCGUGGACGGGCCACCAGAAAAGCCGUUCAAAAAAAAAAAACAAAAAUUAAAUACUAUUACUAAUAUUAAGUUGAAAGAAAAGAAAUAAGAAAUAAUUGAAUCCAAAAUGAAUAUCGACGCUCUGAAAAAUGAAUGGGAGGAGCUCAACAAGGAGUACGCCGAGC
Molecule: messenger RNA, 3070 nt
Organism: Drosophila ananassae
Lineage: Eukaryota; Metazoa; Arthropoda; Insecta; Diptera; Drosophilidae
Gene: w
Product: protein white
Exons: 7
Coding region: 230-2299 (689 amino acids)
Biological process (GO): transmembrane transport
Cellular component (GO): plasma membrane
Molecular function (GO): ATP binding; ABC-type transporter activity; ATP hydrolysis activity
Source: RefSeq, a predicted model, not a curated record